AUGAUGGCAGAUAAGCAGCAGCAACCGGUCUAUCCCUUGGCACCUGCCAAUGCUUAUUCCAGAAGUGAUGAAGAGGCGAACUCAGAGCAAUCCAAACAACUCCGUCGCAAGAAGCGCAUGAAAUGUCUAGCCUAUAUUGUGGCCUUUGCUGUGUUCCAAACCGGGAUUAUACUCCUCUUUGUACUCACUGUGAUGAAAAUCAAAACCCCUAAGUUUCGUGUUCGGUCUGUAACGUUUUACACUCUUGAUGUUACCCCAUCUCCGCCAUCGUUCAACAUCAAAAUGAAUGCUGAGCUCGGUGUAAAGAACACGAACUUCGGCCACUUCAAGUUCGAUAACAGCACUGUUGAGUUCUUCUAUAGGGGCAUAAAAGUGGGGGAGGCAGUUGUUCCCAAGGCACGAGCUAAAGCAAGAUCAACCAAAAAAUUCAAUGUUAUGGUGGACUUGACAUCGACCAAUAUCCCCAGCAAUUCGGAAUUAAGAAAUGAUUACAGUUCUGGGUUUUUAACAUUGAGCAGCCAAUCAAAACUCAAAGGGAAGGUGGAGCUAAUGAAGGUGAUGAAAAAGAAGAAAUCCACUGAUAUGAAUUGCACCAUGGAAGUUGUUAUCUCGACGAAGGAACUGCGCAAUGUGAAAUGCAAAUGA
This is a messenger RNA of Ilex paraguariensis (yerba mate), 645 nucleotides long. Lineage: Eukaryota; Viridiplantae; Streptophyta; Magnoliopsida; Aquifoliales; Aquifoliaceae. The record is from the annotation of a GenBank genome assembly.